Engraulis encrasicolus (European anchovy) is the source of this 6200-nucleotide messenger RNA. It is a transcript of the gene stag2b, whose product is annotated as STAG2 cohesin complex component b. The record is from RefSeq and is a predicted model, not a curated record. The transcript has 34 exons. Gene Ontology annotation, molecular function: chromatin binding. The coding region runs from base 265 to 4245 and encodes 1326 amino acids. NCBI's taxonomy places the organism in Eukaryota, Metazoa, Chordata, Actinopteri, Clupeiformes, Engraulidae. Gene Ontology annotation, biological process: sister chromatid cohesion. Gene Ontology annotation, cellular component: cohesin complex; chromatin; nucleus.
AACAACAAACCCAACAGAGUAAGCGGGGUGAGAGAGCGUCCAAAACCGCCUCUGACCGCCACUUUCAAACUCGUCUUGUUAAUCGUGUAGUAUUUCAAGCUCUUAUCACCAGCGACACACAACUACCCACAGAGGACUGUGAUUACUUGGAAAUUACAUUGACGUCGAGGUCAUAUGCGACUGAUACCUACUCCUUUGGCCUGUGCGUCUUAUGACAACUGGAAGAACUUUACACGUUGAGUUGUUACAGAAGAUGUUAAAGAAAUGAUAGCAGCACCGGAAUUGCAAACAGAGUUCCACUAUCCUCAGGACACGGAUACGCGCUUCUCCUCGGACACCGACUUCGAUGAUCCCGAUGGCAGGAUUGCGAUUCAAGGCAAAGGGAAGGCCAAGAAGGCCAAGAAGGCCCCUGGGGAGAAGGGCAAAGGCGCCUUCGGUGCCGGGGGCAAUGGAGCUCCGGGCCGCAUGAACGGCCACCACCAGGAGAACGGCAUGGAGCAGAUGAUGCUGUUCGAGGUGGUCAAGAUGGGCAAGAGCGCCAUGCAGUCUGUGGUGGAUGACUGGAUCGAGUCCUAUAAGCAUGACCGGGACAUUGCGCUCCUCGACCUGAUCAACUUUUUCAUCCAGUGCUCAGGAUGCAAAGGUGUGGUGAGCAGCGACAUGUUCCGGCACAUGCAGAACUCCGAGAUCAUCCGCAAGAUGACUGAGGAGUUCGAUGAGGACAGUGGCGACUACCCCCUCACUAUCUCGGGGCCGCAGUGGAAGAAGUUCAAGGCCAGCUUCUGUGAGUUCAUCGGGGUGCUGGUGCGACAGUGCCAGUACAGCAUCAUCUAUGACGAGUACAUGAUGGAUACGGUCAUCUCGCUCCUCACCGGCCUCUCCGACUCCCAGGUCCGAGCCUUCAGGCACACCAGCACACUCGCAGCCAUGAAGCUGAUGACGGCGCUGGUGAACGUGGCGUUGAACCUGAGCAUCAACAUGGACAACACCCAGCGGCAGUACGAGGCGGAGCGCAACAAGAUGAUCGGCAAACGCGCCAAUGAACGCCUGGAGCUGCUGCUGCAGAAGCGCAAGGAGCUUCAAGAAAACCAAGAUGAAAUUGAAAACAUGAUGAAUGCAAUCUUCAAGGGUGUCUUCAUCCACCGAUACAGAGAUGCGAUUGCUGAGAUCCGUGCCAUCUGCAUCGAGGAGAUCGGCGUGUGGAUGAAAAUGUACAGUGACGCCUUCCUCAACGACAGCUAUCUGAAGUAUGUGGGAUGGACCAUGCACGACAAGCAAGGAGAGGUGCGACUGAAGUGCCUCACCGCCCUGCAGGGCCUCUACUACAACCGAGAGCUCAACAACAAGCUGGAGCUCUUCACCAGCCGCUUCAAGGACCGGAUUGUAUCCAUGACCCUAGACAAGGAAUACGAUGUGGCCGUGCAAGCAAUAAAACUGCUCACCCUUGUCCUACACAGCAGCGAUGAGGUCCUGACCCCUGAGGACUGCGAGAGCGUCUAUCACCUGGUCUACUCGGCCCACCGGCCGGUUGCCAUAGCAGCCGGGGAAUUCCUGUACAAAAAGCUCUUCAGUCAUCGUGAUGCUGAGGAGGACAGCAUGCCCAAGAGGCGAGGUCGGGCGAGCAUCAACGCCACCCUGCUCAAGACCACCGUCUUCUUCUUCCUGGAGAGCGAGCUGCACGAGCAUGCGGCCUACCUGGUGGACAGCAUGUGGGAGUGCGCGGCCGACCUGCUGAAGGACUGGGAGUGCAUGAUCAGCCUGCUGCUGGACGAGCCACUGCCAGGGGAGGAAGCUCUGACUGAUCGUCAGGAAACGGCCCUGAUCGAGAUCCUGCUGUGCACCAUCCGGCAGGCCGCCGAGUGCCAUCCGCCUGUUGGACGCGGUUCAGGGAAGAGGGUGCUGACGGCGAAAGAGAAAAAAACCCAGCUGGACGACAAGUCGAGAAUGACCGAGCUCUUUGCUGUGGCCCUGCCCCCUCUGCUGGCCAAGUACUCCGUGGAUGCUGAGAAGGUGACCAACCUGCUGCAGUUACCGCAGUACUUUGACCUGGAGAUCUACACCACGGGGAGACUCGAGAAGCACCUGGAGGCUUUGCUGCGGCAAAUCAGGGAUAUUGUGGAGAAGCACACGGACACGGACGUGCUGGAGGCCUGCUCCAAGACGUACCACUCGCUCUGCAAUGAGGAGUACACCAUCUUCAACCGCGUGGACAUUGCACGCAGCCAGCUCCUGGACGAGCAGGUGGACAAGUUCGCACGGCUGCUCGACGACUUCCUGCAAGAGGGAGAAGAGCUAGAUGAGGAUGACGCUUAUCAGGUGCUCUCCACACUCAAGAGGAUCACUGCUUUCCACAAUGCUCACGACCUCUCGAAAUGGGACCUGUUCACCAGCAAUUACAAGUUACUGAAGUCAGGCAUAGAGAACGGGGAUAUGCCCGAACAGAUUGUGACCCACGCACUCCAGUGCACCCACUAUGUCAUCCUGUGGCACCUGGCCAAGGUCUCGGACGGCACUUCCACAAAGGAGGACAUGGUGACCCUGAGGAAGCAGAUGAGAGCCUUCAGCCUGAUGUGCCAACGCUACCUGACCAACGUCAACACGGCUGUCAAGGAACAGGCGUUCACCAUCCUGUGCGACAUGAUGAUGAUCUUCAGCCACCAGAUCAUGUCCGGUGGUCGCGAGGCGCUGGAGCCGCUGGUCUACAGCCCUGACUCCUCGCUGCAGGCCGAGCUGCUCAGCUUCAUCCUCGACCACGUCUUCAUAGACCAGGACGACGACGGCAGCACCGAUGGACAACAAGAUGACGAAGCGGGCAAGAUCGAGGCCCUCCACAAGAGGAGGAACCUGCUGGCCGCCUACUGCAAGCUCAUCAUCUACAACGUGGUGGAGAUGAACACCGGGGCGGACAUCUUCAAGCAGUACAUGAGGUAUUACAACGACUACGGGGACAUCAUCAAGGAGACGAUGAGCAAGACGAGACAGAUCGACAAGAUCCAGUGCGCCAAAACGCUUAUCCUGAGUUUGCAACAGCUGUUUAAUGAGAUGGUAUCGGAGCUGGGCCACAAUUUCGACCGGUCGUCGUCUGCGUUCUGCGGCAUCAAGGAGUUGGCUCGCCGCUUCUCACUCACCUUUGGCCUGGACCAGGUCAAGACCCGAGAUGCCAUCGCCAUGCUACACAAGGACGGUAUAGAGUUUGCGUUUAAGGAGCCGAGCCCCCAGGGGGAGGGCAACCCCCCGGCUCACCUGGCCUUCCUCGACAUCCUCAGCGAGUUCUCCUCCAAGCUCAUGAGGCAGGACAAGAGGACUGUGCACAUGUAUCUGGAGCGUUUCAUGACGGUCCAGAUGACGCUACAGCGCGAGGACUGCUGGCUGCCGCUCAUCUCCUACCGCAACUCCCUGCAGGCGGGCGCCGACGACGACACCAUGUCUGUCAUCAGCGGCAUCAGCAGCCGCGGCUCCUCCGUACGCAGCAAGAAGGCCAAGCCCGCCACGGGGAAGAGGAAACUGGUCGAGGUCGAGGAAAGCAGCAGCAGCAGCACGGACAUGUGGCUGACCCGCGAGCAGCAGCAGCAGCAGCAGCAGCAAGUGAGCGGCAUGCAGGGGGCGCAACAGACGCCGCUCAUGAUGCCCUCGCCGCACCUCACCUCCACCGCCAUCCGCCCGGACCCCACCGCCAAGCGCAUGCGGCCCGAGGACAGCUACCUGGGCGUGUACGGCAUGGGCACCCCGGGUGACCAGUCGCAUCAGCAGCCGCCCACGCCGCAGGCAGCACAGUCCCAGCAGCAGCAGCAGCAAGCGCAGCAGCAGCAGCACCCGCCGCAGUCCCAAACGCCACAGCCACAACAGCACCCACAACACCCGCAGACGCCGCAGCCCCAGCACCACCACCAGCCACAGAUGGACUACAACACUCAGGUGUCCUGGAUGUUGGCCCAGAGGCAGCAGGAGGAGGUACGGCAGCAGCAGGAACGCGCCAUGAAUUACGCCAAGCUGAGAAGCAACCUGCAGCACGCCAUUCGUCGAAACACAGGCCUGAUGGAGGAUGACGAGGAGCCAAUCGUAGAAGACGUGAUGAUGUCGUCGGAAGGUCGCAUCGAGGACCUUAACGAGGGCAUGGACUUCGACACCAUGGAUAUCGAUCUGCCACCUUCGAAAAACCGCCGUGAGAGGUCGGAGUUGAAGCCGGACUUUUUCGACCCGGCGUCGAUCAUGGACGAGUCUGUCCUUGGAGUUUCCAUGUUUUAAAGAUAAUAUUUGGAGGAUGAAGAGACAUUUUGAGAGCUUGUAGAUGCAGUACAGAUCUAUUUUCUUAAAGAGAAUAUUUCUGAUCUGGGCUCCAUGGACAUCAGGGCAUCCCAAGACAGCGUUGCUCAAUGGGGACUCACUCGCUAAAAACACAAAUCAGUCAAACAGACAAACAAAAACGAAAACGUUUGCAGCCAUUGGGUAAGCUUUCCCUGCAAGGUAAAAGAAAAAUAUGGUGGCAACGAGAUCAUGGAAGCUAUGAAAAAUUGUAUUUGUCUGCCACAUUUGAACAUAAUAAAUAUAUUUCAAAACGGAGCAAAUGCCAUCUUUGUUUUAAGAAAUAAUUCAUGAGGGUUGCUCAGACUUGUGGUAUUUCUUUAACUAAAAGAGGAAAAAAAUUGAAUGCGUCUUUUGUAACUUAAAGAAUUUGUUUAAUGUAUAGCCCUUUUGUAAUAGUAAGUAAUCAGGUGUAAAGUAGUAAUUUAUAAACUGGUUAUUCAUCAUAGUAUGUAUUGAGAUUUUAACGGAGCUUUUCCUUUAUGUAAAAAACCUAGAGGGUGUCCUCUAGAUAUAUUUUGUGUUUUUCUUCUUUUUUGUUUCAUUCUUGAUCAUUUUGUUUCUUUCUUUCACUCUAUCCUACCCUACUAAUGCAGGGGGCAUAGGUAAGGCGUGGUAAACACUGAAAUUACGGUGCAGUUAACUGUUACCCAUUUAGCCUAAUGAUCGAUUUCAGGACAAAUUACAAAACUGAGAAACGGAAGAAGAUGAGAAAAAAACAAAAAACAUUAAAGAGUUCUAACAACAAAUUGCCCCGAAAGACUUCAUCAGUUUGCUCGUGCUUUUCUGGAAAGAGAAAUGGUUACAUUUUUUUCAGUGAAGAGUUUCCAGUUUGUGCCAUUGUGUUGAUUUCUGUUAGAGCAAACCUGAGUUAUCUAUUGGCUGAGAAGGACACAUCCUCAUAUUCAGCUUAUUAGAGUGUUUAAGGUUUAGGUAUCACAUUUUAAAUAAAGAAAUAUAAAGAAAUAUAAAUUUGGUGCUGAUUUUAUAAUUGUGUGUUUUUUGUUUUCUUGUCUUGAUUUUGAACACCAACUUAGAGGUCUUUUGAAAUGUAUAAGAAGCUGUUUCAAGAUGAUAGCAUGUGCAGUCAUGCAUUAAGGAAGAUUUUUAAAGUUUGUAUUUUAUAUUGUUUUGUCUUUUCUCUGUUUUUUUGUCUUUUAAGAAGUCUGGGUUUAUACUUUCUUUCCUAAAUGUAAACACAACAUUCAGCUUUAAGUUUUCCAAGAUACAAAACAACUCCUAAAAUAUUUAAUCAAAAGAAAUGAUCAUGUCAAUUAACCUCUUAUUUUAAUGUACACUUUGAAUUGCUUUGGCAGCUAAACAAAGCUAAACUAUGACAUUAACUUAUAGUACAUACUUGUACAUUCUAUGAAGUGUUUGUCAAAGGUAUAUACUUUUUAAUCAUUCCAUGCCUUGGCCUUAAACUACGCUUGUAAAAAUGUCCUCGAAAACUGAGAUCUUCCAAUGUACGUAACUAAUGUUCACUGUUUGGCAUAUUUAAUCCCUGCAAAAUACCCCCCAAAUUCAUUUAAAACUCAAGUGUAUGGCUACCGAAAGUAAGACAUUUGUGUUAUUUACUUAAAUGAAUAUUUUGGUAAGAGAGAGUGAUACUGUUUUUGUGUUUUGUCACACCACUACAUUGGCAGAACUGCUGAUUGGAUUAUGUAAAUAUACGUGCAGAAAUAUACAUGCAUUUUCUUGUAAAGCUUUAUUUUCAGAUGUCUUGUUUCUUUUUGUUAACAUUUCUAAGUAUGCCAUUUACCCUCAUUACCGAUGUACCCUCACAAUUUACCCAUUGUUUCAUCCUCCUGUCAUUCACUGUACUGUUUUUGAUUUGUAUCUGUCUGGAGACAGUAACUUUUUAAAAUAAAAACAAACUUCCUUUGUGUGACUAAUUA